UCUGUGGACACGGUUGCUCAGCAACCUCUAUCUCUCCAGCUAGUGCAAAAACUGUAACUCCCAUCAUUCCUUGGGAGCUGUAGCGUUUCAACAGCUGGAGUAUCUCUGCUUGAGGAACAUUGGUGGAGAUUAUCCCUGUUGAGACACUUAUUAAAAAACUAAAAUGAUGGCGCUAUCUCAGACAUAUGAUUGUCAUACUGACUAUGAUGCUCCAUGUUUGGUUUACUAGAACCAUAAGGGAUCUGGGUCCUGUAGACAAAUUUUUUUUUUAAACAAAAGUGACUGGAAAAAUGGAGCCAUCCACUACCCUAUGUUUACAAUUGAUUACCUUUACCAUUUGGAUUGGAUUAAGCAUAGCUUUAAUCGUAAUGGGAGCCAUAUAUAAAGAUGAAUGUCCAAUUCAGCCAAGCAUACCUAUCUUUCUUAUGGUUACCGGAGUCACACACUUGGUGAUAGUCUCAUUGUUUUUUCUAAAAUGUGGAAUUGAUAUAUGCAUCUCAAUUCUAGAAGGUUUGAUUGGAUUAUUCAGCUUUGUUUGGUUUAUAAUAGGAAGUAUUUGGGUGUUUAGUCUGUUUCAUGAACAUAAAGCUCCAGAGCAAUGUGACCAGAAUCUUUACUUCUUUGCAUUUGGAUUUUUGAUAUUUGAAUAUGUUUGUAUUGGCAUUAGCUUGUUAAUUCCAUGCAUUCGUUGUUUAUCAAAAUCAUUUUGGUAUGAAAGGUUUUGACAAACCACAUGCAGAAAAGUAGGUAAAGCAACAAUUGCCAGAAAGUUAACGUGACUGUAUGUAUAAGUAAAAUGGCGAAAGAAUUUGAAUCAGAGAAUCCAUCAGAUCUGAAAAUGUCACCGAAACUAGUAACCAUUUCAACUCUUUGUGGUUAUUCAGCUUAACAAUUUCUGUAACUAGAGAAUGGACUGUGCUUACACACAUCUUGCAGUAAUAAAAAUGUGAUUU
Molecule: messenger RNA, 953 nt
Organism: Hyla sarda
Lineage: Eukaryota; Metazoa; Chordata; Amphibia; Anura; Hylidae
Product: transmembrane protein 272-like
Exons: 7
Coding region: 291-725 (144 amino acids)
Source: RefSeq, a predicted model, not a curated record